AGGCAGUAGAGCAAGACUCAAAAGUUUCUUUUCUUAUUUUGCAGCCCUUCAACGCUUCUUGAUCUACACAACCAGCACGUCACAAAUUCUUAGCACAAGUCAAACGGCUUCCUUACAAUUAUUUGGCGUCAUUAAAUAAAUCCUUCCAUUUAGCCCUCAGGUCCUACCGUCCAUCCUUUACGCCCUAUGUCAAAAAUGAGCAGGCUUUCUGGCUCCCGCGCUAAACCAAAGUGGGAAAUGGUUUCGUCCGCACUAUCCGGUCAGCGAAACCACCUCUGCUAAAGUACUGCUCGUAGAGCGAUGGUAAAAGAGGUACACCUUGCUCGACAGCAUUCAACGGAAUUUUGAUUUGCUCGACAUGACAACGACAGAAAGAAUCGAUCAUCUCGACAGCAGAUUAGGGCCUGACCCUAAAACAACGCCUACAUCAUACUGUGUCUUUCUCACUGGUGUAACUGGAUUCGUCGGCGGCACUAUCCUCUCUUGUCUCUCCAAGGCACAUCCUAAUGUUCGCGUCAAAGCUUUGAUCCGUCAGGAAGGGGAUGCCAAAGAACUUCAAUCGGUCUAUUCAAAUCUCACUCCCAUCAUCGGCGAUCUCUCUACGCUUUCUCUCCUCACAUCCACAGCAGCGGAGGCCGACUUCGUCAUCCACAUGGGAGGUGACAAUGUCCCCGCCGUGUGCGCGAUGAUAGAUGGGUUGGCAUCCCGCACGACCACUGGAUCGCCCCUGCCACGUCUCAUCAGCCUAACCGGCCCGCGCAGUCUUAUCGACCUCUCGAACCCCAUAACUGGGAAUCUCAGGGCGAGCAGCCGUCCCUGGAGCGAUGUCGUCGACGGGCAUGCAAUACUGGCCCUUCCUAAGGAUCGGAUGCACGCGGGCGCGGAUCAAACGAUCAUCGCUCACAGUGUUGCCAAAGGGGUGGGCACAAUACUAGUCUCGCCCGGUCAACUGUGGGGUAGGGGUAAGGGCCAUCUGAAGAAGGAGAGCAAUGCAGCGUUUUAUUAUAAAACGGUCAAGAGCCGUGGUCGAGCCUUUGUCAUCGGCGAUGGUACCGCAACAUGGUCGUGGACUUCCAUUGGUGAUUUGGGUGAUGCGGUCGUGUUCCUGAUGGAACAGGCACUAAUGAGUGGGAGCGAAAGACGCGGACAAGUGGGAGUCAAUCAAGACGGCUACUACUUUGUGCGCACUGGAGACUUGAGUAUGAUGGAAAGGGCGAAAGCUGUCAGUGAGCGCUUAGGUCUCGGAGUAGUAGAAAGCAUCCCGGUCGGGGCCGCAAAAGAAAUUCAUCCGUUUGGCCCUAUCAUGUGGGGUUGUGGUGAAAGAACGAGAGCUGACAAGCUGGCUAAGUUGGGUUGGAGGCCGAAAGACGCUGAUUGGAGGGUUUUGAUGGAAGAAGAAGGGGGAGAGAGGGCAUAAGGGUAGUAGCAAGACGAGAAUAGUAGUAUCUCUAAUUUACCGUCUAAGUGGGUAGUAGAGUGUUUGUGGUAUCCGGUGCUCCUUACUACGCCUGGGCUAAGAUAGACAAAGCGAGCACAUAGACUUAUAGGUCUGUGCAAUAACAAAUUCAAGAUGCGUACGAAUAACCAGAAGGCGAUUCUGCACGCUGCUGUAUCUCUGCGUGUACUUUCCCAUGUGACCUUAACAAAGAGAUAGGGACAAAGAUCUAAAACAGCUCUAUCUCGUUCUAGAUGCAUUCUCCUUUAAGCCUAACGAUACGAGUCACAUACCAGAAAAACGAUGUCAUCAGCUUCUAGCAGAGAUUCUGAGAGCCAAAAAACCGAAAGUGGUUAUCCAAUGCUACAGGGACGAAUACAGAG
Molecule: messenger RNA, 1818 nt
Organism: Talaromyces proteolyticus
Lineage: Eukaryota; Fungi; Ascomycota; Eurotiomycetes; Eurotiales; Trichocomaceae
Exons: 2
Coding region: 359-1417 (352 amino acids)
Source: RefSeq, a predicted model, not a curated record